UCAUUUCCCAUAUCAUAGAUUAUUUAUAUUGCUCCAUUAUAGUAAAUCCAAAGACAGGUGCACAUAUAACAGUCAGAGUAUAUAAUCCAAGCCUGGUAACAAUACCUGUAAACAAUGAAAAGAAAUUAAGCUUCUUCUUUUCAACUACUCAACUUCCACAAGUCACCAUAUAUGUUAAUUCCAUCCAGCAACAAACUUCACCGACAAAUUUCGAGAAUUCCCUGUUUUUAGGCUUUUUCUUCUUACAUCUUUUCUUCAGAGGAAAGGGAAAAAAAAACAAAAAAUAGAAAGGAAAGAGAAACCUUUUAGCAUCAACCUAUUUGCAUACGCGCAGACCAAUCCGGCAAACUCCAGCAGAUCCAGCUUGUUAACGAAUAAAAGGGUGCACAUAGGACUAAACCCAUAUGGUACACAAGGCUACCUUUUGGCUUCUCUUAGCUAAACUACUAGUACAAUACUUACUAGUGAUUGGUGCUGAAAUUCCAGCGGUUAUAGUCUUUGGGGACUCGUCUGUUGAUACAGGAAACAACAAUGAGCUCUCCACAUUCUUGAGGAGCAACUUUGAACCGUAUGGUCGGGAUUUCUUUGGAGGCGAACCCACUGGGAGGUUCUCUAAUGGCCGUCUUCCAUCAGACUUCAUCUCUGAGGCAUUCGGACUGAAACCAGUAGUCCCUGCCUUCUUAAAUCCUAAUUACAACAUAGAUGAUUUUGCUACAGGAGUUUGUUUCGCAUCAGCUGGUACAGGGUAUGAUAAUGCUACAUCUGAUACGCUAUCUGUUCUGCCACUGUGGAAGGAAGUGGAGUACUAUAAGGUAUACCAGCAGCAACUGAGGGACUAUCUUGGUGAUGAGAAAGCUAACAAAAUAAUUGAAGAAGCAGUAUACCUAAUAAGUAUGGGAACCAAUGAUUUCUUAGAGAACUACUACGCACGACCAAAAAGAAGAUUGGAAUUCGGUAUUGAAGAGUACCAAGAUUUCCUCAUUGGGAUUGCUAAUGAUUUCAUUAUAGAUCUUUAUAAGCUUGGAGCUCGUAGAUUAUCUCUGGGUGGUCUACCUCCUAUGGGUUGCUUGCCACUUGAAAGAACCACAAACAUCAUAUUUAAGCGUCAAUGCAUAGAAGAAUACAACCAGGUAGCUAAAGAGUUUAACAUGAAAUUGGCAAAUUUGGUUGACAAGCUGAACCGAGAGUUAAAGGGAUUACAGCUGGUGUUAUCAAACCCGUAUGACAUUCUCUUAGAGAUGAUUCAAAAGCCAUCUUCUUUCGGAUUUGAAUAUGCAGACAGAGGAUGUUGUGCAACUGGGUUUGUUGAGAUGGGUUACAUGUGCGAUCAACUCAACCCAUUCACGUGUAAAGAUGCUGACAAAUAUGUAUUUUGGGAUGCCUUCCAUCCUACUGAAAGAACAAAUGGUCUUGUAGCCGCUCAUCUGAUGAAGAAUUGGUCAACCAAGUUUCUAUAAUUGACAACAAGAUUGGCAUGAAUUUUCAAAUGCAGUUAACAGAAUGUAAAGCAGCAAAAACUAGAGCCAACUGUUAAUAGAGUGUUGCAACAACUAGGAGGGGAAGACAUGCACCUUGACUUCAGAGUGCACAUCACUUCGGCUCCUUGGGAAAAUGCAAUUUGAUCAAGGAAGGAAGCUCAGCUAGAUCAACCUUUGAUUGUCCAAGCAAAAUACUCUUCAACUUUUCAUCACAAUUGACAAGAUUUUUGUUUUGUGGAUCCUG
Messenger RNA from Spinacia oleracea (spinach), 1722 nucleotides. Its product is annotated as GDSL esterase/lipase At4g26790. The transcript is spliced from 4 exons. Bases 405 to 1457 code for a protein of 350 amino acids. The record is from RefSeq and is a predicted model, not a curated record. Lineage: Eukaryota; Viridiplantae; Streptophyta; Magnoliopsida; Caryophyllales; Amaranthaceae. Gene Ontology annotation, molecular function: hydrolase activity, acting on ester bonds.